UUAGUCGAAAUCGAGUAGACAACAAAGCAAGAUAAUGUUCAAGACCCUUGGUGCCGUAGUGCUCCUGGUGGCUCUGGCCAGUGCCGAGCUCCACCGCGUGCCGAUCUUGAAGGAGCAGAACUUCGUAAAGACGCGCCAAAAUGUUCUGGCCGAGAAGUCCUAUCUGCGCACCAAGUACCAGCUGCCCUCCCUGCGCAGCGUGGACGAGGAGCAGCUGUCCAAUUCGAUGAACAUGGCCUACUACGGAGCCAUCUCCAUCGGAACUCCGGCCCAGAGCUUCAAAGUGCUCUUCGACUCGGGCUCCUCGAAUCUGUGGGUGCCCUCGAACACCUGCCAGAGUGAUGCCUGCCUGACCCACAACCAGUACGAUUCGAGUGACAGCUCCACCUACGUGGCCAACGGCGAGUCCUUCUCGAUUCAGUAUGGAACCGGCAGCCUCACCGGCUACAUGUCCACCGAUACUGUCGACGUGAAUGGCCUGAGUGUCCAGAGCCAGACCUUCGCCGAGUCCACCAACGAGCCGGGAACCAACUUCAACGAUGCCAACUUCGAUGGCAUCCUGGGCAUGGCCUACGAGGCGCUGGCCGUGGAUGGGGUGGCUCCUGUGUUCUACAACAUGGUUUCCCAGGGUCUGGUCGACAGCUCCGUCUUCUCGUUCUAUCUGGCCCGCGACGGCACCUCCACCCAGGGCGGUGAGCUCAUCUUCGGCGGCUCCGAUGCUUCGCUGUACUCCGGCGACCUGACCUACGUGCCCAUCUCGGAGCAGGGCUACUGGCAGUUCGCCAUGGCCGGAUCCUCCGUCGAUGGUUACUCGUUGUGCGAUAACUGCCAGGCUAUUGCCGAUACCGGCACCUCCCUGGUCGUGGCUCCCUAUGAUGCCUACGUGACUCUCUCCGAGAUUCUGAAUGUCGGCGAGGAUGGCUAUCUCGAUUGCUCCUCCGUCAGCUCCCUGCCCGAUAUCACCUUCAACAUCGGUGGCUCGGACUUUGUCCUCAAGCCCUCGGCCUACAUCAUCCAGUCGGAGGGCAACUGCAUGUCCGCCUUCGAGUACAUGGGCACCGACUUCUGGAUCCUGGGCGAUGUCUUCAUCGGCCAGUACUACACCGAGUUCGAUCUGGGCAACAACCGCAUCGGCUUCGCUCCCGUCGCCUAGGUUACGGUCUAAGUUACGGCAAUCAGUGGUCAAUAAAGCAGCGAGUACCUUGA
This is a messenger RNA of Drosophila takahashii, 1206 nucleotides long. It is a transcript of the gene Bace, whose product is annotated as beta-site APP-cleaving enzyme. Gene Ontology annotation, biological process: cell death; proteolysis. The record is from RefSeq and is a predicted model, not a curated record. Gene Ontology annotation, molecular function: aspartic-type endopeptidase activity. NCBI's taxonomy places the organism in Eukaryota, Metazoa, Arthropoda, Insecta, Diptera, Drosophilidae. Gene Ontology annotation, cellular component: lysosome.